CCCGGGGCAUAUGUGACUCGAUCUGAUCGUCUUCUCGGUUCUAGCUGGCGGCGCUUCGCGGCGGGGAGAAGCAGGGCGGUGAUAGCUGAAGCACGACACAUAUCGGUUCCGGCUGGCUGUUGCCAAUUGCAAGCAUCACAUUUGCUCGUCGACGACGGGGACAACAUCGCUCGUCCCCAACCUGUCCCCAACUGGCCACCGUCCCGUCACCAACUGUGCUCAGAGUUUGUAGUCUAUCCAUCACCUGACGAAGGUGCAGAGUUUAGACUUGCCAGUGCCCCCGGCUUGGCUCCAACUCCCAAAGCAUCGAUCCAGCCGACCCCUGCAAGUGCAAUGGAUCGAAGCUGGAUACAGGGAAUGAGUUUCACACCACCAUACAUGAAAGGUGUUGAAGAGUUUAUGGGUUUCGGUCACCAAAAUUUCAGGGAAAACCAGGACAUAUUGUGCCCAUGCAAGGACUGUCUGAAUGUGGAACACCGUGGCCAGGCUGAAGUAGAGGAGCACUUACUAUGCAAUGGUAUGUCUGUUACAUAUACAAGGUGGGUCUUUCAUGGUGAAGCGGUGAGUGAUGAUGAAGGUGAUAAUACAGAGGGUGCUGCAUAUCAAUCAGAUGAUGAUGAUGAGCGUGAUGUAGCCAACGGAGGUGAUGUUGCGUAUAUGGUAGAUGAUAUGUUCAUGUCUGGAAGGCAAGGCGAGGGUAAGCCUAAACUCUUUUCCAAGCUAAUGGAUGAAGCGAAGAAAGAUCUCUAUGAAGGAUGUAGUGAUUUCACACGGAUGUCAUUCAUUAUUAAGCUCCUCUAUAUCAAAUCAUACAACUGGAUUACAAAUAGAGCAUUUAAUCAGUUUGUUGAGCUGAUUAGUGUGGCGUUUCCACAUGCUGAUAUACCUAAAUCAUACACUGAAGCUAAGAAUGUUCUUAGUGAAGUCGGGCUGGGUUACGAGACAAUUCAUGUUUGCAAGUUUGAUUGUGCAUUGUUUUGGGGCCAACAUGCCAACAAGAGUCAUUGUCCUGAAUGCGGGACAUCAAGAUGGAAAGACGAGGUGGGGAGGAAAAAGAUACCUCACAAGGUACUUAGGUACUUUCCUAUCAUCCCAAGGCUUCAAAGAUUUUUUUGUGUCAAAGGAACAAUCAGCAGAUGCAAGGUGGCAUAAGGAGAAGAGGGUUGCUGAGGCAAAUGUUAUGAGACACCCUGCUGAUGGUGAAGCAUGGAAGCACUUUGAUAGUGAGUUCAGUUGGUUUGCUAAGGAUGCCCGUAAUAUGAAGCUUGGUAUUGCCACGGAUGGAUUCAACCCCUUUGGAAACAUGACGAGUUCAUAUAAUAUGUGGCCUGUUUUUAUCAUCCCCUACAACUUCCCACCAUGGAUGUGCAUGGACCAAUCUAAUUUCAUGAUGUCUUUGCUUAUUCCUGGGAGAAAAGCACCUGGAAAGGAGUUCCAUGUAUUUAUGCAACCGCUGAUUGCAGAUAUGAUGAAGCUUCGGGGAACUGGUGUGGUAACAUAUGAUGCAUUGACGGGGGAACCAUUUAAUUUGCAUGCGGCAUUCUUGUGGUUGAUUCAUGAUUACCCUGGACUGGCCACUUUAUCGGGCCGUAGCACAAGAGGUUAUCAUGCAUGUGUGCACUACGAUGUUCCUGAACUGGAGACAGGCGAGCUCAAUGCUACAGAUGCAUACCAGGAAGAAAUGCCCUCGACAACUUCCACAGUGAAGGAUAUUGAUCAAUUGUUGGACACUUAUAGCCGUGAUGAUGAAGAAGGCACGCCUGUUCAUGCUAGUAUUGUUUAUGAUCUUCUUAAAAAUGACAACAACUAUGAUGAAGAGAGUGGUACUGACGAUGAUGGACAGGAAGAUGGUGCAUUGAGUGAGAAUGAGCAUUCAAGUGAUGAUGAGUAGAUUGUGUAAUGCCUAUUUGUAUUUUACCAAAGUUCAGCUUUUUUAUGUUUUUUAUAUGUUCAUGUUCACAUAAUACAGUAGAGACCAUGGUUCAGAUUUGACA
Triticum aestivum (bread wheat) is the source of this 1994-nucleotide messenger RNA. RefSeq lists its product as uncharacterized. The transcript is spliced from 3 exons. Bases 334 to 1152 code for a protein of 272 amino acids. The record is from RefSeq and is a predicted model, not a curated record. NCBI's taxonomy places the organism in Eukaryota, Viridiplantae, Streptophyta, Magnoliopsida, Poales, Poaceae.